AUGCAGGAUGGCAGGCCACCACUGCAGGAGGGCAGACCACCACUGCACGAGGGCAGACCUCCACUGCAUGACGGCAGGCCUCCAAUGCAGGAUGGCAUGCCACUAAUGCAGGAUGGCAGGCCACCACUACAGGAUGGCAGACCUCAACUGCAAGAUGGCAGACCACCACUGCAGGAGGGCAGGCCACCACUGCAGGAUGGCAGGCCACCACUUCAGGAUGAGAGGCCACCAUUGCAGGAUGGCAGGCCACCACUGCCGGAGGCAGGAAACAACUGCAGAAUGACAAACCACCACUGCAGGAUGGCAGGCGACCACUGCAGGAGGGCAGGCCUCCCCUCGAGGAUACGACCGCUGCAGGAUGGCAGGCCACUACUGCAGGAUGGCAGGCCACAACUGCAGGAAGGCAGAUCACCACUGCAGCAUGGCAGGCCACCACUGCUAGAAGGCAGGCGACCACUGCAGGAUGGCAGGCCACUACUGCAGGAAGGCAGGCAACCACUGCAGGAUGGCAGGCAAACACUGCAAGAUGGCAGGCCACCACUGCAGAACUGCAUACCACCACUGCAGGAUGGCAGGCCACCACUGCAGGAGGGCAGACCACCACUGCACGAGGGCAGACCACCACUGCAGGAUGGCAGGCCACCACUACAGGCUGGCAAGCCAAAACUGCAGGAAGGCAGACCACCACUGCAGGAAAGCAGGCCACCACUGCAGGAUGGCAGGUCACCACUGCAGGAUGACAGGCCACAACUGCAGGAAGGCAGGCCGCCAAUACAUGAAGGCAGAUCAUCACUGCCGGAUGCCAAGUCACCACUGCAAGAGGGCAGACCACCACUGCAGGAUAAUAGAUAA
Molecule: messenger RNA, 852 nt
Organism: Procambarus clarkii (red swamp crayfish)
Lineage: Eukaryota; Metazoa; Arthropoda; Malacostraca; Decapoda; Cambaridae
Source: RefSeq, a predicted model, not a curated record